Molecule: messenger RNA, 775 nt
Organism: Branchiostoma floridae (Florida lancelet)
Lineage: Eukaryota; Metazoa; Chordata; Leptocardii; Amphioxiformes; Branchiostomatidae
Exons: 6
Coding region: 106-627 (173 amino acids)
Molecular function (GO): serine-type endopeptidase inhibitor activity
Source: RefSeq, a predicted model, not a curated record
ACUGUAUAUAAGGGUUGGAGGUACGGCACAUAGCCACUGACUCCAGGCACAGACUCCUGACGACUAGUACAACUGAAGAAGAAGACGACCACAACUCUCGGCAAGAUGAUCCUGGCCCUCGCACUCGUCUGUCUCGUACCACUCUGCUCAGGUGAAACAUGGGACGCACCGGUCAACUUUGACAACAUGUGCAGACGGGAGACCGUGUGUUUCCUGGACUGCCCGUUCGGCCGGGCUGCAGACGAGCGGGGCUGUGAGAUCUGCGCCUGCCGCAUGCCUGACUUCAGCAGCUUCGGAAUGGACACCGCGGGGUCCCAUGCAGGCGUAGGCGCCCAUAUCCCGGACUUUGUCCCCAACCUUGUCCCUUUCUCUAACGGUCUUCCUUUCCUAGCUCCCCAACCCGAGGUUGUCCCCAUGCUCCAACCCGUCCCCCAGCUUGUCCCUGCAGGCGACGCUCCCCAACUUAUCCCUGCCGCUAUCCCCGAACUUAUCCCAGCAGGCGGCGCCCCUGCCCUGGAGCCCGUCCCGGAACUGCAGCCUGUCCCACAGCUGCAGCCUGCACCGCAGCUGGUACCCGCUAGGAGGAGCAUCCCCAGCCGCUUCCUCAAGACAGGAAACAAGGCUUAAACAUCUGGAACAGAGUUGACGACCCCCGCCCAUCCCUGACAAGAGCUACAACCCCCUGCAAUAGGAAGAACUAGUCUGAAGAACUAACUCGACGAACACGUUGACAAAUAUGUCCACUUAGAACGAGUUAAUAAACUUAAAGCAUACA